Populus nigra (black poplar) is the source of this 1923-nucleotide messenger RNA. RefSeq lists its product as uncharacterized. The transcript has 14 exons. NCBI's taxonomy places the organism in Eukaryota, Viridiplantae, Streptophyta, Magnoliopsida, Malpighiales, Salicaceae. Bases 301 to 1446 code for a protein of 381 amino acids. The record is from RefSeq and is a predicted model, not a curated record.
ACUUAUCUCACCCUGUCUGUGUCUGUGUCGUGGACUGAAACAAAACAAAACCUUGUAAAAAAAACCUCAUCAUGUCUUCUUAGUUAGAUUAACAGUUAUUCCUAUCCUUUCACUUUCGUUGUUGUCGGUUUCGAAGAGAGAGUAGAAACUGUCUGUGCAGCACAACACACGCUCGCGCUCUUUGAUGAUGGAUCGAAAAACAUUAAAUUGAAGAUGCUUUCAUCCACCCAACAACAUAUAAAGAUCGAGCUCAUGGAUAUUGCUUUUUGUUAAUUUUGAUUCUCGUGAAAUAAACGAAAUAUGAAGGCACUCGUUAUUCCUCCUGUAUCCCUGCCUUCGGAUUCGAAGAGUAGGAGAUCACAUUGGUGUAGCGUUUUUCCUGCUGCUUCUUUUCUUUUUCUUAUUUUCUUUGCAGUAUAUGCUUUCAUAGCUCCAGAUUACAAAGAGAGAUUAUCAAGAUGGGGAAUAGCUGAUACUUUUCAGAAUUUUAAAUUCAGCAAUUGCAAGAAUCAGUGCAGGCCUCCUGGAAGUGAGUCCUUACCUGAAGGGAUUGUCUCAAAGACUUCUAACUUUCAAAUGAGGCCGCUAUGGGGCUUUCCAAAGAAUGAUGAAAAUUCUUCAAUAAACCUAUUGGCUGUGGCUGUUGGAAUAACGCAAAGAGAUCUUGUCAAUAAGAUGGUAAAAAAGUUUCUCUCGAGCAACUUUUCUGUGAUGCUUUUCCAUUAUGAUGGUAUUGUUGAUGAAUGGAGAGAUUUUGAGUGGAAUGAUCGUGUUAUACACGUUUCUGCCCGUAAUCAAACUAAAUGGUGGUUUGCAAAGCGGUUCUUGCAUCCUGAUAUAGUUGCUGCAUGCAAUUACAUUUUCCUUUGGGACGAGGACCUUGGAGUUGAAAACUUCAAUCCUAAACAGUAUGUUUCAAUUGUUAAAAGUGAAGGGCUUCAUAUAUCACAGCCAGCCCUUGAUUAUAAAUCUCUGGUACAUCAGCAAAUUACUGUCCGGGCAAGCAAAACAGGAGUACACAGAAGGACUUACAAGCCUGGUAUUUGUGAUGGAAAUAGUACAGCUCCUCCAUGCACAGGGUGGGUGGAAAUGAUGGCCCCUGUUUUCUCAAGAGCUGCUUGGCGCUGUGUGUGGUAUAUGAUCCAGAAUGACUUGAUCCAUGCAUGGGGUCUAGACUAUCAGCUUGGAUACUGUUCACAGGGUGAUCGAACAAAAAAUAUUGGUAUUGUGGAUGCGGAGUACAUAGUCCAUUAUGGUCACCCAACACUUGGAGGUGUGGUUAAAAACAAGGAGCCUUCUCGUUCACAGAAAACAGAUCCUAGAUUGGAAGUGAGGAGGCAGUCCUUGAUCGAACUGAGAAUUUUUCAAAAGCGAUGGAAAGAGGCGGUUGAGGAGGAUCAAUGCUGGAUAGAUCCAUACAAAGAGGCAGUGAAAGAAAGCAGCUAGCUGCAUGUCCAUGAAGCUGUGGACGCUAUGCUCCAUCGUACAUUCAUUAUAUAUGUAUAUAUAUUAUAUUUUACAGAGGCAAGAGGCCUGGAACAAACAAGAUGUGAAGUUAUACAGAGAUCAGAAGCUCCGGGGUCGUGAUUGACAGGAGAAUUAUUGGCAACAUGCAAUAUAAAUAAAAGCAAAGUUUGGGAUCCGUCUUCGUUUGUAUAUUGUGGUGUGCAAGUCAGGUCUUGUAAAUGAUGAAGGAUACGUACAAGCAAGGCAUUAAUUAAUCAAAGAGCAUCCACACUGAUGGGAAGAAACCAACCUUGCUAGACUUGUAAUUUGGCAGCUGUAAAGUUGAUGAAUACAGGUGAUGGAGACUGAUUUUAGUGAACGUGUUGAUACUGGGAGACCGUGGAUCAAUAAUUUCUACAAUGCUUAGCUUUACAGCACUUGCUUCCCAAGAAUUCAAAUUGUAAGAAUUGACUAGCA